UUGACAUCAAUAAAAGUUUUUGACAAAUGACAUAGUUUUUCGGGAAAAAAGUCAGCCUGUUUUACUUUUGAUAAACAGUUCUUUUUUCGAAAACACAAAAAUAAUGGUGGGCGCAAUGCCUGUUAAUUUAUUGCCAAAAUUUUGUAACGGUGCCAUGGACAGUCGGAAUGGUACUGAAGAUAGUGAGAUACAGGUCCACAUCGGUAGCAGAGUUAAAUGCAAUGAUGAUUUCGCUACAGUGAAAUAUAUUGGGGAAGUGCAGGGAUAUAAGGGGAUAUGGUAUGGCGUGGAAUGGGAUGACACGGGGAGGGGAAAACAUGACGGCAGUUUGGACGGUGUGCAGUACUUCAAAGCUUCGAAGCCAGGUGCUGGCUCGUUCGUACGACCGAACAAGAUCAGCCCGUAUAAGACCUGCGCGGACGCCAUAAGAAAAUAUUACGGCGAUCGAGAGGAUGAAACAGUAGCGGCGCAUCGCAGGACCGUGAUCAACGAAUGGAAGAGAGAAAUGGGAGCACCUUUUAUAGAAAUGGUUGGUUUUGAGAAGAUACAUCAGAAACAAAAAUUCGACCGCCUCCUCGAAGUGUGCGUGCACGAUCAGAACGUUGCCAAGGCGGGCGACGUGGCCUCGCUGUGCCCCAACGUGCGCAGCCUGGACGUCUCGUGCAACCUGUUCUCCAACUGGCGCGAGGUGAUACAGCUGUCGGCGCAGCUGCCGGACCUCAGGGAGUUAGAUGUCAGCAAAAACCGCAUGGCAAUCGACAUCCCGGAAGAAACCCUAUCCCAACUCUCGAUAAACUUUGCUAAACUGGAAAAGAUCAAUGUCUCCGUAUGCGAUUAUGAAUGGCCGGACCUACUCUCCCUCUCCCACUUGUGGCCUAAAGUGGGGGAGAUUAUAGCAGCCUACAACAGGAUCCAGAAGAUACCUUUUCCAGGAGUCACUUUACGGUCACUAACAAUAUUGAGAUUGGACGGAAACCCCAUAGACUCUUGGAGAGAAGUAAUGAACCUUGGACAGUUGAGGAAUCUGCAGACUUUGAGCCUGAACGAGUGCCUGAUUGAGGAGAUACGGUUUAACGACAAGCCUGGUGGGCAGAAGGUGGACGUUUUUGAAAAUUUGGAAGUUUUGUUUUUGAGCAGGAACAGGAUAAAUGAUUGGAGAUCUAUAAGCGAACUGAACAAACUGAAGUCCCUGCGCAAACUCUACUUCCUGAAGAACCCGAUCCAGAACACCGAAGACUACGACACCGGCUCGCAACUCAUCAUCGCUAAAAUCGGCACGCUGCAGGAAUUGAACGGCUCAACAAUAACACGGGAACUGCGUCGCGGCGCGGAAUAUGAUUACAUGAAACGGUACGGCGCCGAAUGGAAAUUGGCUCAAGACGACGUUAGCAAGAAAAGGACCUUCGACGUGGAACACUCGCGGUUCACUGAACUUGUUGAACGAUACGGCAUACCUGACGACAGUCUCCUCGUAAAACAACCCACAAACAAAACCCUCACGUCACACCUCCUUGAAAUCACCCUGAGGGAUGAAAACGGGAAGUCGUUCAAGAAAAAGUUUCCGUCCACAAUGGCCGUACAAAAGCUGGUCACAUUGGCUCAAAGGUUGUUCGCGAAGGGCUGCAACAUCACACCGACGCUCUUUAUCCUGGAUGACAAGAUGGACGGCGCUGAAAUCUGCCUCGACAAUGUCAUGAAAGAUCUAGCCUAUUUUUCAGUUAAAAAUGGCGACACAAUCGUUGUACGAUUCAGAUAAUUUCGAAGUGCAAUAUUUUUUUUCUAUAAAUGUCAAUUUACAAGGAUUGUAAUCGUAAUAUUAUUUGAAAAUGAUGGUCACACUUUAUGUCCAGGGGUAGUUGAAAAUUAUGCAAAAUGGCGAAAUUUGCACAAAAAUCUACUAAAAAAAACAUGUCACCUGAUUCAAGGCUUUUAAAAUUGAAAAAAUGCAGUAUUAUUUUACAUUUUUCAAUCGAUGUAGUAAAGCUUGAUUUAUUUAUUUACAAAGCUUAUCUACAUUAAUUUGGUUAAUUGCUUGAAAUCUCAAAGAAUCAUGACAUUUAUAAAUAGCUACCCCCCCCCCCCCCCCAAAAAAAAAAA
This is a messenger RNA of Manduca sexta (tobacco hornworm), 2097 nucleotides long. RefSeq names its product tubulin-specific chaperone E (gene Tbce). Gene Ontology annotation, molecular function: protein binding. Bases 104 to 1756 code for a protein of 550 amino acids. The record is from RefSeq and is a predicted model, not a curated record. NCBI's taxonomy places the organism in Eukaryota, Metazoa, Arthropoda, Insecta, Lepidoptera, Sphingidae. The transcript is spliced from 7 exons.